AGCGUCACGCCUUUGACUGGUGACAUCGGCGACAGCGCAUACCAGCCAGUCCGCUGUGCUGCUAUACUGACUGUUAGUGUUUAUUUUCUCUUAUAGAGAAAUAAAACUGUCGAAAUGUAGCGCUUUAACUCUACACUCAUCUCUACCCUAUAAAGCCCGUAAGGCCACUGGUCAUCCUUAAAGUGGUCCAAUGCAGGUGGGGCUGCAUAAAGAUAGACCGGAUCCAUCUCAAAAAGCCCAUAAUGCUGCCAAAAUAGUGGCAGUCUUCAGAGGGAGAAGAGUCCAUCAUAAAAUUGACUGACAUCCAGGAUAUUUCUAUGCUUUGGCUUUCCCUCUUCAGCAGAAUCGUCAUAAUCAGAACACCAGGUAUUCCUGGACUCUUCAAACCUCUUGCUAAAAUCCUCAGAGUGUCAGUGAACCAUGCUCUUCUCCCUGCGUGAGCUGGUGCAAUGGCUUGGCUUUGCCACCUUCGAACUGUUCCUCCACCUGGCCGCACUGCUGGUCUUCAGUGUGCUGGUGGCUAUCCAGGUGGAUGUGCUGGCCCAGGGCAUGAGCUGGUGGCUUGUGUUUGUGCCGCUGUUUGCUGCAGAUGGCCUCAGCACUUACUUCACGGCUAUUGUGUCCAUCCGCCUGUACCAGGAAGGGGAAAAACGUCUGGCUGUGCUGCGCCUGCUCUGGGUUCUCACCGUUCUUAGUCUCAAGCUGGUGUGUGAGGUACUGCUCUGCCAGAAACUGGCUGACCAUACUCCAGACCCGCUCUUCGGCCUCAUUAUCUCCCCACUCUUCAUCCUCUUGCAGCUCCUGAUGAUCCGUGCCUGCCGCGUUAAUUAAUGUGGAGAGGACAGACGAACAGCUCUCCUUUCGACCCACCCACAUACCGACAGACAUAUAUUAAAGAACACUUCUGGGCCAUUCUUUGCCCUCCCACACACAUCGGAAUUAGUUUUGAAUUAUUGAGAUCUGACUUUGAAGAAAGAAUCCCAUUCACAGGAUUUUAAUGUACUUCAUUGAGCCUCUCUGGCUCGAGCAUAUAAACGUGGUGUCGUUGCGUCCACUCACAGCUGAUGCUAAAGUAAUGUGCAAUUUUUCAUUUGUGAUGUCCUAAGUGCUGAGCGAGAUUUGUUCUUACUUCUCUCUCUGAAUGCUGUUACUGUUACUUUAUCUGUGUAAUGAUGACAUUUGUUGUUUGUACAUAUUGUAAAUAAAUAAACAUAUAAACUUUAA
Molecule: messenger RNA, 1224 nt
Organism: Astyanax mexicanus (Mexican tetra)
Lineage: Eukaryota; Metazoa; Chordata; Actinopteri; Characiformes; Acestrorhamphidae
Gene: tmem203
Product: transmembrane protein 203
Exons: 2
Coding region: 421-831 (136 amino acids)
Biological process (GO): intracellular calcium ion homeostasis
Cellular component (GO): endoplasmic reticulum
Source: RefSeq, a predicted model, not a curated record